Messenger RNA from Chaetura pelagica (chimney swift), 3315 nucleotides. It is a transcript of the gene MAP4, whose product is annotated as microtubule-associated protein 4. The record is from RefSeq and is a predicted model, not a curated record. The transcript is spliced from 22 exons. The coding region runs from base 1 to 3315 and encodes 1104 amino acids. Gene Ontology annotation, biological process: neuron projection development; microtubule cytoskeleton organization. Gene Ontology annotation, molecular function: microtubule binding. NCBI's taxonomy places the organism in Eukaryota, Metazoa, Chordata, Aves, Apodiformes, Apodidae. Gene Ontology annotation, cellular component: neuron projection.
AUGGCUGACCUGGACCACAACCUCAGCCUUGCAGAUGCUCUGACAGAGCCACCUCCUGAGAUUGAGGAAGAAGUGAAAAGGGACUUCAUCGCCACUCUGGAAGCAGAGAAAUUUGAUGAUGUGGUUGGAGAAAAAGUAGAUAAAACAGACUAUGUUCCUCUGCUGGAUGAUGAUGAUGCAAAGCCUGGGAGCCAGGAACCAAAGAACAAACCCCAUGCAGAUGGUAUUCAGGUGGAACAUACUUCAGCUUCUGGGCCAACAGUUGUAGAAAAUGGUGACCAUGGGAUAGAAGAUCAUCACCCAGUCUUCCCAGGAGAAAUCAUGGAUGAAAAGAUGUCGUACAAAGAUUUUCUUGAUCGCAACGAGUCCUGGACAGUGGAUGACAGAGACCUGUGCUUUGAGCAGCAGCCAGUGUUCAAACCCAUGGAGAUGGCUGACCCCUUCAGCAUGCACAGGGGGGAGAACCUGCCUGAUCUGUCCUUUCCUGACAUGCAGAGUGUGCCGCUGUUCCCGGGCCACAUUGAUGCUUCCAGGGACAUGCAUGCACCACAUGGAUCCAUGAUGGUACCUGAACAACCAUUCUUGGGGUCCUUCUAUGCUCCUGCAGAAGCUCUAGACCCAUCAGCCUUCAUUGGCCUGGAUUCAACUGCAGAAUUUCUGCAAGAACAAGCAGUGCCUGAAGAACAUUGGAUGGGAGCUCAGCAUGAUGUGAAGGGACCAGAUGCCUCUUUCUUUGGUGAGCCACCAGUGCCCCCCACAAUGACUGAAGCAAUGAAACCCCACUUCCCAGGAAGCCCUGUAGCUGUGGCUCCUGCUUUCCCUCCUGCUGCAGGGACAGCAUCUCCAGGAGAGCCCGAAGCUGCUGAUGGACCAGAAGGUGCAACAUCAGCAGAUGCAGCAUGUGUUCCUGCCUUGGGUGGCCUGUCCCUUCCUGCAGAAAAACCUGGGUCCAUUCUUGCAGCAGACACCAAGCCUCCUCAAGCUCUGGAUGCUGGAUGUGUCCCUCCAGCAGAAACCAACCCUUUCCAGACUGUGGAUGUUGGGUUUGCUCCUGCACCAGAAGCCAAGGCUCCUCAUGCUGUCAAUGCUGCAUCCACCCCAGUGGCAGGUCCUGGCUUCACCCCAGCAGCAGAUGCCACGUCCCAUUAUGGGGCAGAUUUGGAGUUUUCUCCAGCAGAAGAUGCAGGGUUUGCCCCAGCAGCAGACACAGCACCUCCCCAUGGGAUGGAUUUGGCCUUUGCCCCCGCAGCAGAUGCAGAACCUCAUCAUGCUCUGGGGUCUGAGUCUUUUGCCCCAGCAGCAGAAGUCAACCAUCAUCAUGCUAUGGAUUCUGGGUUUGCUCCUGUGGUGGAAGCCAAGCCUCUCCCUGCUGUGGAACCUGGGUUUGCCUCUGCAGAAACCAAGUCUGUCCCUGCAGCUGACACCAAGGGUGCUGCAUCCGAAGGGCUGGUGGCAUCUGAGUCUCCUCUUGAUCAGCAGAAGUCACCCAUUGACAAGUCUCCUGCAGAAGCAACUGCAAAUGUGGAAUCCAAAGUCCCAGAAUCUUGUGUUGAUCCCUCAGAGAAAGCUAAAGACCUCAGAGCACCUCCCAACCAGCACCAGGAGCAUCUUCCAGAGCAGACAAACCACCUUUCACAACCAGCAGUUGCAGUAGAAGCAAAAGAAGCUGCUGCACUAGAAAAUAAAGACCUUCCAGAAAAGCCUGUUCCCACUGUGGAUGUCACUGUUACAGAGAAACAAAAGGAGGAGGCUGAACACAACCAUGUUCAACACGCAGAACCUCAGCAAGAAAAAACCCUGCCAGAGCCCACAGGAAAACCAGAAGAGACCAAACCAGCUGAAGCCGUGACAGGGAACGAUAUCACAGCACCUCCCAACAAAGAGCUUCCUCCCAGCCCUGAGAAGAAGACAAAGCCUGCUGCCACCACACCAUCUCCAAAGCCUGCAGCACCGAAAGCCAGGCCCCUGGCCACCACCAGCCCCAAGAGGCCAGCCUCUGCCACGCCUGGUGGCCCAAACAAAAAACCCACCAGCCCUACUACAGGUCCUACUCCAGCCACUCCCAAGCGCCCAGCCACCAGCACCACCCGGCCCUCCUCCCUCACUCCAAAAGAGACUAAACCAAAGGUUGCAGAUGCGAAGCCCACCGAGAAGAGGACCUCCCUCUCCAAGCCCCCAUCAGCUGCCUCUUCCAGACCUGCUGCCAGGAGCACCCCUGCCACUCCCAAGACAACAGCACCAUCACCAGUCACUGCACCUGCUGCUGCAAAAAAUACUGCUGCUUCUCCUCCCAAGAGGCCAACGUCUAUCAAGACCGACGCGAAGCCUGCGGAUGCCAAGAAGACCUCAGCAAAGUCACCAUCAGCAGAGCUGAGCCGCCCCAAGAGCGCUGCUGGAAAUGCAGUCAAAAGUAGCACGACCACAACUUCCACCACCACCUCCAGCUCUCCUGCUUUACCUGCAGCAGCCAAAAGUCUUCCCAAACCCAAGCCUGCUGCGACCAAACCCACCACGACCUCAACCACCACAACGGAUGCUAAAAAAACCACCACUAAGGCUCCCAGCAAGGCCAGCGCAGCUCCCAAGCCGCUCCGCCCCACCAGCAGCGUUUCUGCUCCGGAUCUGAAAAAUGUACGUUCCAAAAUCGGAUCAACAGACAAUAUUAAACACCAGCCUGGUGGAGGAAAGGGGAAAAUAGAGAAAAAGCCAGAGUCAGCUGCUGCUGCCCGAAAGCCUGAACCCAGUGCAGUCUCUAAAAUGGCUACUGCUAAAACAACUGUAUCAAAAGAGAGUGCCCCAAAACAACCCAAUGGGAAAGUCCAGAUAGUCUCCAAAAAAGCGAACUACAGCCAUGUUCAGUCCAAGUGUGGUUCCAAGGACAAUAUUAAGCAUGUCCCUGGAGGUGGGAAUGUGCAGAUCCAGAACAAGAAAGUGGACCUUUCCAAAGUGUCCUCAAAGUGUGGCUCCAAAGCAAACAUCAAACACAAGCCAGGGGGAGGAGAUGUUAAAAUUGAGAACCAGAAGCUGAACUUCAAGGAGAAGGCCCAAGCCAAAGUGGGUUCUCUGGACAACGUGGGACACUUGCCAGCAGGAGGAACCGUGAAGAUUGAAUCUCACAAGCUGACGUUCCGUGAGAAGGCCAAGGCUCGGACAGACCACGGAGCAGAAAUCGUCGUCUCCAAACCCCCCAACCUUUCCAGCAGCACUUCCCCCUGGCGUAGCACACCCGGCAGCCAGAGCCUGGCCUCAGUCGCCUCCUUGUCACCGCUGCAACAGCCAGCCCCCCUGGCAGCCCCUCCUCAGCAAGGCUUGUGA